This is a messenger RNA of Astrephomene gubernaculifera, 1111 nucleotides long. The record is from the annotation of a GenBank genome assembly. Lineage: Eukaryota; Viridiplantae; Chlorophyta; Chlorophyceae; Chlamydomonadales; Astrephomenaceae.
AGCAUGUCAAUGUUAUAUAAGGCGAUUAGUAUUUAAGCUGUUUGUGCAUCUGCGGCACCACUUACCUGUGAGCGGCUGGUUAUUGAGCGUGAGAGUCCUCCAGCAAAUCUGCUUCCGCCAAGUUUCACGGUUUCUUUUUGCCGUGGGCUGAACACUUGCCUGGUGCCGAGCACUCGCGCUCUUCAUCUCAACCGCUCGUCAGGAAAAAUGGGCUAUGGUGGCUACGUGUCUGCAAAGCUGCCUCCCUCUAAGCCCAGUGAGGUCGAGGCUGCGGUGCAGGCCGUCAAGUCGGUGGAGGCCGUGGAGAUGAUUCAUAAGCUGGUCUACAACUGCGCCGUCCAGCCGAAGGAGGAGAAGUUUCGCAAGGUACGGCUAGCGAACCCGAAAGUCAAGGCGGUUCUUGGCGAUGCAGUGGGUGCCGUCGACGCCAUGACUGCGCUGGGCUGGUCGCUUGAGGAGGCCGAUGGCGAGCCCAUCCUCUUAAUUCCAAGCGGGAAGUACAUGACGAUGCAACAGGUGCGCAUCGUCGAGACUGCUCGUGACAAGCUGGCCAAGGAGCUCAAGGACCAAACACGGCACAACAAUGUGAGCCUCCUGGCCUAACAUGUGACACGCAAUCGAGCGGCAGAGCUUGUGCGUCACUUCGUGUAUUCUGCUGACCUACCGGUAUUGUCAGCCUGGGUGCUUUCCGAGCCGUAUGACGAGAGGGAGAGGGUGUUUUGGUUUCAUGACAUACAGAGUGGUAGGAGUGGUGGUGAGAACGACGGGGGUUGAGCAGGACUGGCACCGGGCGGUUUAACUCACAAGCGUCGCUGGGACGCGCACAUGCGCUAUUUGCAUGGGCAGGCGUCGUUGCAUUGCUUGACGUGCGCAGAGGAUGCUGUUUUUACUUGUGCUUUACUUGUAAGCAUCCAUUGCAGCAGGGCUUGUACACUGCCUACUGGAGCGCUAACUUGACGCGAAGACAUUCAGUUUCGAGGAGGUAUUCUUAUGUAUAUCAACUUGGCCCCGUUUUUUGCCAUUGUACAACAGUGUGUAUUGGCAGCAGGUUCCGUGACCCAAUGAGAUUUAACUUUACUACACAAAAACUUGUAACGCCCUUAUUAUUUUU